AUGACAAUAGGUCAAGCUGAUAUUCUUUGGCGGCCAGAAGAUGAUUAUAAGGUCAAACCGACACUGGAAGAAGGGGACAUUUAUCGACCAGAUAUCCUCAAGGUCGUAGAAACUGUUAUCGAUAGUCUCAGUGGCGCGCUACGGGAACUGAGUCUCGAUAUUCAUGAUCAUCCGGAGCUUAGAUAUGAAGAAAGGUAUGCCCGCAUCUCGAACCCAAAUUGCAACCAAUCGGCGGGCAAUCAAACUAAUUAUCGGUCGCUCAGAUACGCUCAUGAUGCAUAUACCUCCUUCCUAGAGAAGCACGGUUUCGAAGUCACGAGGCAUCACCUUCUGGAGACUGCAUGGGUGGCGACCUACACCCACGGGCUGGGCGGACGCGUUCUAGGGGUGAACUCAGAGAUGGAUGCGCUCCCGGGCAUUGGACAUGCAUGUGGACAUAAUCUCAUCGGCAUCGCAGGUGUCGCCGUCGCCUGUGCGGCAAAAGCAGCCAUGGAACAGCUUAAUAUCGACGGGAAGGUGAUUCUUCUUGGUACACCUGCUGAAGAAGGUGGGAUUGGGAAAGUGAAGCUGUGGGAGAGGGGAGCGUACAAAGAGAUGGACGCGUGUCUUAUGUGCCAUCCUGGUCCUGGGCCUCUCCAUUCCAUCAGUUUGAGCAGCUGCCUUGCAGUUAUACGCCUGGAGAUAGAUUACUCAGGCCACACUGCGCACGCUGCACUUAGCCCCUGGGAAGGAAAGAAUGCGCUGGAUGCAGCUGUUCUGGCAUAUACAAACAUCGCUUUACUGCGCCAGCAGAUUAAGCCUACGCAUCGUGUGCAUGGAAUUAUUCAGGGCCAUGAUUGGGCACAGAGUAUCAUCCCGGAUAACUCAAAGAUGUAUUAUUAUAUCCGUGCGCCGACCACUGUUGAAGCGGAAGAGACGCUCAAGCGUGUCAUUCCCUGUUUUGAAGCAGCAGCACUUGCAACCGGGACGAAGGUUAAAGUUAACAGAGGACACACUGGGAACGAGCUUGUGCAGAAUAAAGUCCUCGGUGACGAACUGUCUGAUGUGGUUAGGAAGAAGUAUGGCGCCAUUGACUAUGAAUAUGGGAUCAGCGGUGCAUCGACCGACUUUGGCAAUAUUUCAUAUUUGAUGCCUGGCCUACACCCCGGGUUUUCGAUACCAACGGUACCGGGAGGCGGUAACCAUACUCCAGCAUUCACCGACUCGGCACGUUCGCAGGCUGCUCACGAUGCAUGUCUCAGUGUCUCAAAGGCCCUCGCACAUGUUGGCAUGCGCGUGAUCACAGACGGUAGAUUUUUUCAGCAGGUGAAAGAUGCUUUUGAGGAGCGAAAGAACAACAGGAUGUGA
Messenger RNA from Suillus plorans, 1347 nucleotides. RefSeq lists its product as uncharacterized. The transcript has 13 exons. NCBI's taxonomy places the organism in Eukaryota, Fungi, Basidiomycota, Agaricomycetes, Boletales, Suillaceae. The coding region runs from base 1 to 1347 and encodes 448 amino acids. The record is from RefSeq and is a predicted model, not a curated record. Gene Ontology annotation, molecular function: dipeptidase activity.